Messenger RNA from Molossus molossus (Pallas's mastiff bat), 1138 nucleotides. RefSeq names its product chromosome unknown C17orf58 homolog (gene CUNH17orf58). The record is from RefSeq and is a predicted model, not a curated record. Gene Ontology annotation, molecular function: protein binding. Lineage: Eukaryota; Metazoa; Chordata; Mammalia; Chiroptera; Molossidae. The transcript has 4 exons. Bases 36 to 1004 code for a protein of 322 amino acids.
CUUAGUUUUAGAGCCUGGGAACCGUGUCUACAAAAAUGACAGCUAGAGCUUUCUGGCUGCUCUGUUUGAUCAUUGGAUCAUCUCUCGCAGCCCCAGUGGCGGAGAGAAAAGCCUCGCCGCCCCACGACAGGAACCCCAACCCCGGCGGCGGCGCUCCGGGCACGGAGGAGACGCCAGGGCCACCGGCGCAGCCGAGCCCCGAGGCGGCUCCUCCCGCCUGGUCAGACCCGCGCCGCCGGAAACCCCCGCCGCCAGCCGAGAACCGGACUGGCUUCCGGGAGGCCGCGCGCGCGCCCGCCGGCCCGCCGAGCCCGCGCCUCCCGCAGGCCGAGAACCGCGCGUCGCCGCGCCGCGCGCCCGCGCUGGAGUACGCCCCGCGGCGCGCGCGCACCCGGGCCCUGUGCUUCCCAGCCGCGCGCCCGCCUGCGCGCGCCGCCGACGCCCCCGUCGGCCUCGCUCACCCCAACCGGCCGCGCGCCGCCCCGGCGCCACUGGGACCGGAGCCGCCGCCGCCGCGCCUCGCCCCGCCGCAGGGGAACACGGAGCCCGGCGCCGAGUCCUGCGCGCACGCCUGCAGGGCGGACCUGGACGAGCGAGAGUCCUAUUGCGCGAGCGAAUUCGCAGUGAACGGAAUCGUGCAUGAUGUGGACGUGCUCGGCCCAGGGAUCCAGCUGGUGACUCUGCUGGUGGACCGGGACGGGCUGUACAAGAUGAACCGCCUAUACAUCACUCCGGACGGGUUUUUCUUCCGAGUCCACAUCUUAGCCCUAGACUCCUCCAGUUGCAAUAAGACAUGUCCAGAAUUUAAACCUGGAAGCAGGUAUAUUGUGAUGGGCCACAUCUACCAUAAGAGACGGCAGCUCCCUACAGCUCUGCUCCAGGUCGUAAGAGGGCGCCUCCGACCAGGAGAUGGACUGCUCCCAAGCAGCAACAGCUAUGUGAAAAGGUUUAACAGAAAAAGGGAUGUGCAAGUUCAAGGUGCAAUUCACACCCAAUGCAUUUGAAUGUACUAUCCCAGCAUUUCUGGAUCAUAAGACUUGGUAUUGAUCAACAAGAUAGGAAAGGUCUAUCUUUACGUAAUGGGACUUUCCCUUAGAAUAGGGCACGUGGCUCUUUUAUAUGAACUGCUGCAUAGUUC